This is a messenger RNA of Penicillium olsonii, 2028 nucleotides long. Lineage: Eukaryota; Fungi; Ascomycota; Eurotiomycetes; Eurotiales; Aspergillaceae. The record is from the annotation of a GenBank genome assembly.
AUGCCUCUGUAUGCUCUACCAAAACGGGCACCCCGAGCAUUGAGGGUGCCCUUGACACGGCGCUUCGCGACUAGCCCCCGCACCGCCAGCUACGCGGACACCUUGCCGAAUCUCAAGAUUGGCGCGCAUACCAAAGUCCUCUUCCAGGGCUUCACGGGAAGACAAGCUACUGCCAAUGUCAAAGAAUCGCUGGCAUGGGGUACUAAGAUUGUAGGGGGUGUCAAGCCUGGCGUGGAAGGCGAGCAUCUAGACUUGCCCGUAUUUCCAUCAGUUAAAGCGGCUCAAAUCCAGGCAAAACCCGAUGCCUCUGCCAUUUACGUCCCGGGGAAUCAAACUGCCCAAGCCAUUGAAGAAGCCAUCGAAGCAGAGAUUCCGCUCGUUGUUGCUGUGGCAGAGCACGUUCCCAUUCACGAUAUCUUACGUAUUCACUCCAUGCUCCAAACACAAUCCAAAACCCGCUUGGUUGGUGCAAACUGCCCGGGUAUCAUCUCUGCCAUCGGAAAGUGCCGGAUUGGAUUCCAGCCAUUGCCCUGCUUUGCGCCGGGUAACAUAGGCAUCGUCGCAAAGUCGGGCACACUCAGCUACGAGACCGUGGCAUCGACUUCCCGAGCUGGACUCGGCCAGAGUCUGUGUAUCAGCAUGGGCGGAGAUGUACUGGCUGGUACUGACUUUGUAGAUGCUCUCAGCAUAUUCGAACAUGACCCUGAUACCGAAGGGAUCAUUCUAGUUGGUGAAAUCGGCGGCACGGCCGAGAUGGACGCUGCGGAAUGGAUCACGGAUUAUCGGAGGACUGCAGACCCCAAGCCCAUCAUGGCCCUUGUUGGUGGGCUGGAGGCACCGCCUGGUCGGAUCAUGGGACACGCUGGCGCUUGGGCUGCACCUGGGGAGCCAGAUGCGGAAACCAAGUAUAAAGCGCUUGAACGCGCUGGUGCUGUCAUGGUCAACCACCCAGAGAAAUUUGGGGAUGGAAUGAAAAGUCUUUUGGGUAGCCGGUCUAUUCGCCUGGGCACACGUUCUGCAUCUGGGGUCCAAUCGCCCAAGAGAGGUUUCCACACCAUGAGGCGGGUCAUAUCUGCUCCAGGACCUGCUGCCGGGCAAAAGCGCAGCCUGUACAUCAAGCAAUUCCAAGCAUUCGACAUUCUUGAGCAGAAGGGCAUCCCUGUCAGCGCGUCGGCUUCUAGCUCUGAUGUUUCAAUUUCCAUCACAGUCGACCGCACAGCGCUUUCUCCGUGCAUUGUUGCUUCUCCCAGAGCGGAUUCUGACCCGGAUCAUUCCAAGAAAUUUCCAUUCCCGUAUACCCAGGUCGAAUUUGAUGGAGCCUCCGUGAUCGCGGCUGUUGCUUCACAUUUGGCUCUUCCAACAUUAAGCCAGAAACAACUCGCCAGCUUUGUGCAAUCUCUUUGGGAAAUUUACAAAGAUAAGGAAGCUUUCGUGCUAGAAACGCAAGUUGGAGUAACACCCGCUGGCUCAUUCGAAGUCCACGGCGCACGCUUUGGGUUUGACGAUGCUGCAUUCCGCAGCUCUGGUCGCCAAGAAGACAUCCACCGUCUUCGAAAUAUCGCUGAAGAAGUACCAGAAGAAGUUGAGGCUGAAAAGGAUGGGAUUGUAUACGUCAAGUUGGAAGGGGAAGGUAGUGUUGGAACUUUAGUCAAUGGAGCUGGUCUCGCUAUGAACACGGUCGAUGCACUGACGAUUCACGGCGGCCGGUGCGCCAACUUCCUUGACACGGGUGGUAAAGCCACCUCGGAGACCGUCAAGUCAUCAUUCCGGGUAAUCUGCUCCGACCCGCGCGUGAAGGCCAUUUUUGUCAACAUCUUCGGGGGCUUGACGCGGUGUGACAUGAUUGCCGAGGGCAUUAUCUUGGCCUUCCGGGAUCUGAAGAUGAAUGUUCCUGUUGUCGUACGGCUACGCGGUACAAACGAAGAGCUUGGACAGAAAAUGAUUGCGGAAAGCGGUCUUCCAUUGCAUGCUUUUGAUGGGUUCGAGGAUGCUGCGAAAAAGGUAAUUGCAUUGGCUAAGGAUCAGUAG